AUGACGACGACAACAACACCCCGUCCUUCACGGGGCAUCUUCACCGCACCCUCCCACAUCCGCGCCCUCUUCAAGUCCUUCCCCCUCCAGACCCUCCCCGCCAACACCCUCCCCUCGCGCGCCGCAACCUCGACGACAACCACCCUCCCACGCCUCUUCAUAUUUGCGCGCGACGACGCCGCCGCCGACUCCGGCACCCCGAGCUUCAACCCCUCAUGCCUCAAAUACCAAACCCUCCUGCGCAUCGCUGGCGUCCCUGUCUCCCUCGUCCCGUCAUCCAACCACGCUUCGCCGUCCGGCUCGCUCCCCUUUCUCAUCCCGACGUCUUCUUCCUCAACAACUCCCCUCACAGGCACCAAGAUUGCCGACUUCGCCAACAUCGCACCCGACCACCCCAAAGUCGCACUCUACCAGUCCGUCAUUGCGCACAAGAUCCGCCCAGCUUGGCUGCAUACACUCUACCUCGCGCCCGCCAACGACGCCGUCCUCACAGCCCUCUAUCUACCUAGUGCGGCGCUCCUACGGGCGACGCAGCGCGCGGGGCUGCAUGAGGCAGCAACAGCCGAGAUUCUCAAGAUUACACGACGCACGGGGGGCAUUGAUGCUGCUGUCUUGCGUGAGAAUUUGGUAGAUGCGCUGGAGACGUUGUCGGAGUUGCUGGGCCAGGAUAACUGGUUCUUUGGCGCCGAUGAGCCAGGGAUGCUGGAUGCAGAGCUCUUCUCGUAUACGUAUUUGAUUCUGGACGAUGCUAUGCAGUGGAAGGAUCUGGUGCUGGCCGAGGCUGUUCUGCAGUUUGAGAAUAUUGUUCGCCAUAGGGACCGCUUGUACGCGCGCUGCUGGGGAAAGGAGUACUAG
Molecule: messenger RNA, 855 nt
Organism: [Torrubiella] hemipterigena
Lineage: Eukaryota; Fungi; Ascomycota; Sordariomycetes; Hypocreales; Clavicipitaceae
Source: the annotation of a GenBank genome assembly